Molecule: messenger RNA, 730 nt
Organism: Aricia agestis (brown argus)
Lineage: Eukaryota; Metazoa; Arthropoda; Insecta; Lepidoptera; Lycaenidae
Product: phenoloxidase-activating factor 3-like
Exons: 5
Coding region: 98-730 (210 amino acids)
Biological process (GO): proteolysis
Molecular function (GO): serine-type endopeptidase activity
Source: RefSeq, a predicted model, not a curated record
GGAAUAAAAUGUGACCUAGAACACAACAUAGGUAUUCUACCGACAGACUGCGGUCUAAGUAACGAAGAAUACAUCCUUACUAGUGCUCCAUUACUUGAUGAGUUUCCAUGGAUGGCUAUUAUUGUUUACACAGUGUGUGAAAAAUGUAGCCUAUGUGCGGGUUGGCGAGUACAACCUAUCUACCGAGUUGGACUGCAUAGGCGAUGAAACCGUUGGAAUUGACUGUUUAAAUAACACUCAGGAUUUCGAAGUGGGGGAGACAAAAGUUCAUGAGAAUUUUACAAUGUCUGCCGACUUCAUUAUAAACGAUAUAGCAUUGAUUCGUUUGAAGAAAAAGGUCGAUUUCAGCUUCGAUAACAUCGGACCGAUUUGCUUGCCCAUCCCAGAGCAAGAUAUAACGAAAAAUAGAGGGAAAAUCGUUGUAUGGGGCCUAAAUAAGCCAAAUUAUACGGUCAUGAGAAAAUACGACAUCUGGCUUACACCUCUAGAGGAAUGUUAUAAAAAAUGCAAUAGUCCUUCGUCGCUUAAAGACAUUAAAUUGAUGAGCGAAUAUUGUGUCCGUAAAGAAGAUAUAUAUAACGCAGAUAUCGGGGGUCCUUUAAUGUUCAGGACUUUCGGGAACAAUAGACUUGCACAACAUGGAGUGGCCUCAAGAGAAACAGCAGAAUGCGUAUUUUAUACAAACGUGGCUGACUACAUUUAUUGGAUUCUAGAAAAUAUAAGAGAAUAA